GCGGCGAGUCAACGACGACGAGCAGAGUCCACGGAUCGCCGAGUCGGCUGUCGGUGGACGACGACGUGGUCGCUCGGUUCGUGGUGAACGCUGCUUCUUCGCGGUGAGGGUGAGAACCUCGCGGCCCCCUCCGUCGCGUCGCGUCGCGGACACGCACAAAGGUCGCGGAGGUCGCGGGACUCGUCUCAUCGAGGGGUUGAACACACGCGGUCAAGUCGAUACGCAGGGUGGCGCGAGGUGGUGGGGAUUCGUAUACACGCGGUGCAACCACGUGUGACCGACGCGCGCACAUCACAGUACGACGUUUCUACGACUCGACAGGCCGCAGGCGGAACAGCGGCGGUAUGCACGACAGUAUUACGUUGUUAAUAAUAAAAGAGCACGAGAGUGCGCGGAAAGAGCCUUCCGGGAAAGGCGGCGCAGUUAUUUUCGAGUGCCAGAGCGAGAGAAUUUCCGCCGGCGCGCCAACCGUGCGCAACUGUCGGCGAGCGUGUGCCCAUCGUGAUAUGAAAGACAAGUUGUAUCAUAAUGAUGAAUUAUACCUGUGUGUGACGUGAAGGCGACACGGUAAAGUCUUCAUCGAACAACUCCGACUAUCGUUCGGAGUUUACAGAUCAUUAUUUUUGACUCUCCUGUCCCUAACUUUGCUGUUACUGUAUAUGUUGUGUCACUUAUAGAAAUUGCACCUUCUGUGAUAGUGAAGCCACCUGUUAUAUCAAGAAUCAUCAUAGUGCUUGUUAACGUGAAUAAAUGCGAAGCUCUGUGAUUUCAAACCACAGACGAUAGAAAUCACUGGGCAGUCUGCUGUAUCAUCUAUAUAGUGUCUACCAUUGUUAUGCUCGGUUAUUGUUAUCUCAAUUGCCGUGCGCAUAUCGGGAUUGUAUAACUGCCGGAUGGUAGUCGGUUGCAUAAUGAUCUACUAGUGAUCGGUAACUCAGGAGUAAUUAUUGAAGAAGAAUACGAGAAGGAACGAGUACACGUUACACGUAGGACAUUUCGGUUUCCCAUUCAUAUCCAUCAGUUCGAUCUGGUAACUGUCGGAGUUUCGAUACCGAUAAACGUAGCGUGUUCUUGCGUUCUUUCGUGUUGUGAAAACGAAUUGAAUUUUAUUAUUCAUCGAACUAACCGAUUAUUAUAUAAAAAAUUGUGGGAUCUAAGAAAAGGAAAACCUAAUGGAUUGUGACAUGACGAUAAUCUGACAGUAUCUACAGAACGGAAAACACGUCGGCGAAGUGGAGACUUCGAGAACGAAGACACCGAAAGUGAUUCACGAUGGCGAUGAAAAGCCAGAAACACCGGCACAGCACCGGUACCAGCAUCGGUUCUAAAACUCAUUAUCCCGCUAUCAGCCAGGCUUAUUGGGCACCGCAGCCACAAACCGCACCUUACUCCGUUCCAGAGCGCAAACUGUUCGUUGGGAUGCUAUCGAAAAAAUUCACAGAAAACGAUGUUAGGAACAUGUUUAGCGCUUACGGAAUGAUCGAGGAAUGCUCGGUGCUGAGGGACAGCACCGGGAAAAGUAAAGCCUGUGCCUUCGUUACCUUCGCUAGUAAGCAGUACGCGAUCAAUGCCAUCAAAGCUCUGCAUCAUUCCCAGACAAUGGAGGGCUGUUCGUCGCCAUUAGUCGUAAAAUUCGCCGAUACGCAAAAGGAAAAGGACCAGAAGAGGAUGCAGCAACUUCAGUCGAAUCUCUGGAACAUCGCGGGAGUCAACAUCACACCGCAUUACCUAGCCAACGAUGCGCAUACUUUGGCGCCUGCAUCGUUGCAGCUUCUGCAACAGUUGCAGGCGACGACGAGUGCCGCGACUCCGGUCGCCGCGAAUGCGGGAGCGGCUAAUGCACUGUCGAAUGUACAACAUCAGUUACUGUUACAACAACACCUUGGCCUUGGCGCGGCAACACCUGCGCACGCAGCACCCCCCGCUGUACCUAGUCCAGCAGAAAUCAACCCUGCGAAUUUGCAAAGUUUAGCCACCCUCGCGUCUCUGAGCAACACUGCUGGUGAGUAUGCAAAUGCGGGUGUGUCGCCAAUGAGUAUGCAGAACCUUGUCACUCUGGCAGCUAUGACUGGCGGAAACGGCAAUCUCCAGGUGUCGCCAAACACAUUAAGCGGUCUGGCGAAUUCGACAGCAGGUAUGUCGUUAUCUGCUCUUCUGGGAAAAACAGGAAAUACAGGGUCUACCGGGGGCAGUCUUAGUCCUGUAACAUCUCUCACGCUCAAUUCCUUGACGGGAACGCCGUUAAACGGACUUCAGGAUUCGCUGAGCAACGCCUAUUCUAGCUUACAACAGUAUGCAGGGUUCCCCGCGUUCACGGCGGCUGCAGCCGCUGCGGCGGCAGCAGCACAGAAGACCAAGUUCACCAGCACGGACAAGCAAAUCGAGGGUCCCGAAGGUUGCAACCUCUUUAUAUAUCACCUACCGCAAGAAUUCAGCGAUACAGACCUCAUUUCUACCUUUUUACCCUUCGGCAAUGUCAUAUCCGCCAAAGUUUUCAUAGAUAAGCACACGCACAUGAGUAAAUGCUUUGGUUUCGUAUCGUAUGACAAUGCAUCGAGCGCGCAAGCAGCGAUCCAAACGAUGCACGGUUUCCAGAUUGGCAUGAAGCGACUGAAGGUCCAGUUGAAACGGUCCAAGGAUGCCUGCAAGCCGUACUAGCUGACGUCACAGAACGUUCGUAGCAGGUGGCCUGUGACGUUGUGACCGUGUACUCUCGAUCGGAGUCGCCGUGCCAUGUCAGUCUCAGUCAGUCAAAUCAGUAUCGGUCGUUCGCUCGACCGGUCGAUCGAUCAGUCACGAUUCCCCGGUCAGUCUCUCGAUCAGUCUAUCUGUGUCUGUCGGUGCCUGUACAAAGAACAACACCCGCCCACGCGCUCUCACUUCUGCCGUGAGAUCCUCCGCCUUGUUGACCUCUUCUCUAUCUCUUCAUCUCAUCUCCUCAACCUCUUUUGCGCCCAUACCGCCAUCCACGAAGUCGCGACAUCGUUCAUACUUCGCGAUCGCACCGAACGGUUGCUUGUCCUCCUGAUAGCAGCUGCGCAUGUAAAACACUGGACGAAUCCUCGGACAUGCAGAAGAAUUCACGGUGCUGGGCAAAUGAAAGUUAUGGCCGAGAAAGUGCACAUGAAAUGUGGAGGAGCGCGAUGAAGAAGGCUGAGAAAGUGGAACAGAAAGGAGGACGAUGCACCGACGACCGACCAGGGUUCCUCGAACGAAGCUAACGCGCUAUGUUAACUGUCUGUCCAAUCUCCCCUCCCCCUUAUGUAUAUACAGAUAUAUAAAUAUAUCAUGCAUAUAUGUACAUACACAUAUAUGUGUACGUGAGUAUGGUAUGUGCGUGUGUUUGAGAGCGCAAUGAGGAUUCUUAUAGUUAAUUAACGGUAGGCGAUGCUCUACGUUUCACGGUGAAAGAGGACAAAAGAACAAGCGAGGGACGUGUGGCGAAUGAGCUGUGCGAGAAAUUUUUCUUAUACAUAACUAUACAUAUACAUAGUUAUACAUACAUGUUCAUAAAUCGAAUUAUCGACUGAGAACUAUUUUUAUCGGCUCUACUAUCGGGAUCGCUGUCGCACCGCCUGUUUAUACAUAAAUAUGCAUAUGCAUAUGUGCGUAUGUAUCGCGGCAAAUUGGACGUGUAAACGAGAUAAAUGUAUGUAUGAAGAAGCACGAGAGAUGGAGGCGGAAAGAGAAACGCGAAAGGACGAACAAUGAUCGUGCGGGACCGACGCGCGUGCGAUUUCUUAGGUUUAAAUCGUGCAAAUAUACCAAAAACGAAACGGAUACAAAGAA
Messenger RNA from Trachymyrmex cornetzi, 3789 nucleotides. Its product is annotated as CUGBP Elav-like family member 2. The transcript is spliced from 11 exons. Bases 1273 to 2658 code for a protein of 461 amino acids. NCBI's taxonomy places the organism in Eukaryota, Metazoa, Arthropoda, Insecta, Hymenoptera, Formicidae. Gene Ontology annotation, cellular component: ribonucleoprotein complex. Gene Ontology annotation, molecular function: RNA binding. The record is from RefSeq and is a predicted model, not a curated record.